AUAUAUGUGUGACGCUUCGGAGCUGCGUGGUUUGUCGUGUGUGCGAUCUGUCUGUUACAGUUCCAAAAUGCCGCAAAAUAAUUUAAGGAUAAAUACAGCAGUAUGAGACUGCUCAGCGAAUCUCCAGCUCACCAAUUCAAUGCGGAAGUUCUUCUUUUGAUCGUGCACUGACUUCAUUUGUAGAUAAAUAUGAGACUCGUCAAGCCUAAUUGGGUUACUCACGAUGGGUCUCCAAUUUUUUCUGUGGAUAUUCAUCCGGAUGGCAAGAGGUUUGCCACCGGAGGGCAAGGUGGAGAUUCCGGUAGGGUAGUUAUUUGGAAUAUGGAACCAGUAUUGUGUGAAAAAGCAGAAUCAAAUUCAAACAUUCCUAAAAUGUUAUGCCAGCUGGAUAAUCAUCUUGCUUGUGUAAAUUGUGUUAGAUGGGCUAACAAUGGUUUGUUAGCAUCAGGUGGAGAUGAUAAAUUGAUCAUGAUCUGGAGAUUAGCUAAAGGAGUAGGUGGUACAACUGUAUUCGGUGUUACGUCAGGUGUAGAAACGUGGAGGUGUAUUGCUACGUUACGUGGUCAUCAAGGUGAUAUUUUGGAUCUUGCAUGGGCUCCUCACAACCCUUGGCUAGCUUCUGCAUCUGUGGAUAAUACAGUGAUUAUAUGGGAUACAAACAGGAAAUGUUUAAUAGCAGUUCUAAAAGGACAUACUGGAUUAGUAAAAGGAGUAACAUGGGAUCCUAUUGGAAAGUACUUAGCCUCACAGUCGGAUGAUAAGACCUUAAGAGUAUGGAGAACUACAGACUGGGGAGAAGAAUUGCUUAUAACUGAGCCUUUUGAAGAAUGUGGAGGUACUACUCAUGUUCUAAGACUCUCAUGGAGUCCAGAUGGUCAGUAUUUAGUAUCUGCUCAUGCCAUGAAUGGUGGUGGGUCAACUGCUCAAAUUAUCGAAAGAGAUGGGUGGAAGCGGGAUAAAGAUUAUGUUGGUCAUCGUAAGGCAGUUACAUGUGUUAGGUUCAAUGGAAAUAUAUUUCAAAAGAAAUAUAGUGGAGUAGGAAAACCUAUCCAAUUUUGUUGUGUAGCAAUAGGCUCUCGGGAUCGCUCACUUUCAGUUUGGUCAACUUACUUAAAACGUCCCAUAGUUGUUAUUCAUGAAUUGUUUGUGUCUUCAGUGUUGGAUCUCAGUUGGUCUUCUUGUGGAUUGCGUUUAUGUGCUUGUUCAAAAGAUGGCACUGUGGUUUUUGUAGAAUUUGCAGAUAAUGAAUUAGGCGGCCAGGCAUUGGAUGCUGCUCAAUUGAUUGGUCUUCAUGAGCGAUUAUAUGGAAAAUUAGCCCAAGGAGGAUGUCCUAUUGUUGAAGCACCCGAACUUCUCAAACUGUCAAAAACUCCUCCUCCUCCUCCUGCUCCGGCAAAGGAAUCGGAGCCGGCACCGCCGCCUACAACCAACUGUGUUCAAACGAUCAAUUCUGUGUCAACAUCACUAACGAAAGGUCCUUCUAAUAAGCAAAUUGAGACCAGGACUUCGGAUGGCAAACGGAGAAUCACGCCAAUGUUUGUACCUGUUGCUCCAGAAGCCUCAGAAAACGAAGCAAGCGCACCAGUUCCUACCGUAACACCUUCUUCCUCGUUUUCAAGUAGCACGCAAGUUAAAAGUUCUAUUGUUAUAGAAAAACGCGAUGAAAUCGUUCAGCCAAACGUCAGUUCGACUGCUACUAUGAAUUCUAUAGCUGCUGGGGUAGCUCCGAUGUUGAAGCGCAAAGAUCCAAACCAAAAGCCAGCUAGUAAUAGUAGUGGCCCUACAACAGAUACUAAUGCCACUACUACUAACGCGUCUCCGAACAAAAAAUCGAAAACCCUUACGGAGAGGAGCGGCAACACCGUUAUCUUUCCACCGCUGAAAGCUGCCACCGGCCCUGUCUGCCAGCAGGCCGGUCACUACGGUGUGACUAUUACGAACAAUCAAAAUCUGUAUCAGUUGCAAGUGUUUCAAGGGACGAGUGUCGAGCCACUGUGGGAACAGUAUCUGGGAUACAGUGCUACAGGACUGGCCACGUCGCCCAUUAUCGUAGGGGUGUCUUUAGAAGACGGAAGUGUACAUAGUUUUUAUACGUCGAAAGGAUCUCGCGCUGCGCCGCCACUGGUUCCACCGUCGCCCAUUGCAAAGAUUCAUGCUGCUGGCAGCAUGUUGAUGAUUAUUUCGAGCUAUGGAGACGUGCGGGUGUGGGACUUGAAUCCUAACGUCUGUCGCCUUGCAGUUUCAACUAAUGCUGCGCAUUUGGUUGCUCCCAAUACGUCGUUAAUGUGUUGUAUGUUACACAACGGUAUGCCACUACUAGCCUUCAGCAACGCCAGAGCGUACUGUUAUCACAAGGAAAUGGGUACCUGGAUGUUGAUGGGAGACAGUCUCGAUCCAGUGUGGCGGUGGUCGGCUAUAAACGCCACGACUAGCUCACAGACUGUUGAAAAUUUCCCAAGAGGCCCUCUUGCUAUGUUCCAAGAAAGCCUCAACCGAAUUGCUGGCCGUUUUAUGCCACCUCUAAGAUUGAAUCACGGUGCUUCCUGCAUAAUGUCGUACUUGGAGCAGCAAGUCUUAGCUUCUAAAGCACUUAGCAGCUCCCAGGAGUAUGUGCAUUGGCUGAUGGCUUAUGUAACUUUUCUUUGUACACACGAAGGUUUAGAAAAUCGACUAAGGAUAGUACUUGAUGAUCUUUUGGGUCCAGCUCACAGUUCUGCUAACAAGAGUUCGUCCUGGGAUCCAAUGAUUUUGGGUGUGAAAAAGCACAAGCUAUUGGAGGACGCGCUGAAAAUCCUCUCUACUCAUUUACGAUGGCAAAGACUGUUUCUCGAGUAUAAGGAACAAUUAGAGGAGCUAAAAAAAUUAUGAGAAUCUUCUGAAAAUAAGACAUAUAUAUUUUCGAUGCAGCGAAUAUUUUGGAUCAAACAACAAUUUGUAUAUUUCACGUAACUGUUAAUGAUAAAUUAAGACUGUACAGAGUUUGAUAUGAAUGAAUAAAUUAUUUUUAACUUCUACA
Molecule: messenger RNA, 3016 nt
Organism: Nasonia vitripennis (jewel wasp)
Lineage: Eukaryota; Metazoa; Arthropoda; Insecta; Hymenoptera; Pteromalidae
Gene: Hira
Product: protein HIRA homolog
Exons: 11
Coding region: 190-2868 (892 amino acids)
Biological process (GO): regulation of DNA-templated transcription; chromatin remodeling; DNA-templated transcription
Cellular component (GO): nucleus; HIR complex
Molecular function (GO): protein binding; nucleosome binding
Source: RefSeq, a predicted model, not a curated record